Oncorhynchus keta (chum salmon) is the source of this 8385-nucleotide messenger RNA. RefSeq names its product F-box only protein 34-like. The transcript is spliced from 3 exons. NCBI's taxonomy places the organism in Eukaryota, Metazoa, Chordata, Actinopteri, Salmoniformes, Salmonidae. Bases 4957 to 7497 code for a protein of 846 amino acids. The record is from RefSeq and is a predicted model, not a curated record. Gene Ontology annotation, molecular function: protein binding.
UCAGAACGCUGAGCGCUAUAAUAUCAAGCAGGGGACGUCGCUCGCUCGCGAAUAUCUUUUGCAAAACGACUAGCUAGUAUGGGAUUGUUAGCAAGAGUGUAGCAUCAAAUACGGACGAAAAUUAUAACGAUUUUACUCCUUAUAUGAUAGUUAUGAAGAACGUAUAAUUAUAGAUACGGUUAUAAUUUAUUGUAAGGUCACUGCCUAACACCGAACACUGCGCUGCUUUGCCCAGCAAGUGCUCAUAGUAAGGCAGGGGAUUGGAGACCUCAUCAUUUCCGAGUUUUCGCAGCGGCACAGUGUGUUGGGUGGGACCCUGAGCUGUAAACUCAUCAGAUUGUGGCCUGCAGACGACCAGGGGGUUGUGGGAGAAGACGGGAGAGAAUCGUCCGUCGCAACACCAGUCUCACUGGACUGGAGGGAAUGCCUGAGAGAUGUGAAUCUAUGAGUUACUGCAGCGGUACUGCCGCCUCUCACAGGGAACCUAGGAAACCACCACCACCACCCAACCUGCUGCAGUCAGCCUGGAGAGCAGUGAGAACACUGGGACUGGUGGGAGAGAAGAAAGGAGAGGAGAGUGACGAGGGCUACUGCAGGCCUUUCAAGGACACACAACAACAGGCUGCAAUUUUUCUUUCCUUGACACACUGCUUUACACACUCACCGGCUAGCCAAUGAGUAGAUGAAGCCAACCCAACCCCACCGCUAGAAAGCAGUGUGCAUCCCAAAUGGCAGCUGAUUCCCUAUGUACCUUAUGGGCCCUGGUCGAGAUUAGUGCACUAUAUAGGGAAUAGGGUGCCGUUUUGAGAAGCAGCCAGUGCCUUUGCUGUCACCUUGUUGCCCUCUAACACCUCCGCCACCCCUGCAUGCCAUCCCUGAAUUGGUCAUGUGACAUGCCCCACCUCCCCUCCUUUCUGUCCCCCAUUAUCAGAGUUCCAGGGCUGCAGUGAAGAAUGCCUUAUAUGCACUUGUGCCUGUAAGGCUGUGAGGACUAGGGCCUGUCUGCUGUCUGUCCUGUCCCACUGUGGCUGCUUGAAGUCAUGUCCUGUGUGUCUGUGACAGCGAGAGAGAGACUUGCUUUGGCAACGUUAACAUGUGUUUCCCAUGCCAAUAAAGCCCUUGAAUUUAGUGUGUGUGUGUUAGGGGUGUAUCGGGGGCUAGGUCAGCUGAGAGGGCCUGUUUUAGGGCCCAGCUGUGUCUUGACUUGAAGGCUCUGCACCCAUUCUGCCAGAGCAGAGGGAGGAUGGGCUGGGGGAACAGCAGUCCUUGUGUUGAGGUUUAGUGUGACACGCUGUUCCAUGACCAAGGCACUUAAUGUGUCCCAAAUAGCACCCUAUUCCCUAUUUAGUGCACUAGGGAAUAGUAGGGAAUAUGGUUCCAUUUGGGACUAAAACUGUCUGCAGUGUGAACAAGAGGGUCAUCUGGUUCUGAGCUAUCCAUUCCAAGGCAUGGAGCUCUGCUCCUUCUUCCUGUCUUAUCAUUAGGAUGAAAGAUCUCUCAUAGAUAAGCUUAGGAAACAGGCUGCAUUAAAGGAAGGAAGAAUCCACACAAAACCACCCAUUACUAUAAUUUUGUGUUACAUAACACUAUGUGAGAACAAUUUUUUCUUAACAUUUUCAUUAUGUCAAGCAACACCCACAAUGCUCUCUUUACCAACUUUAAUAUAAGCAUGUGAAGUACAGUUGAAGUCUGAGGUUUACAUACACCUUAGCCAAAUGCAUUUAAACCCAGUUUUUCACAAUUCCUGACAUUUUAAUCCUCGUAAAAAUUCCCUGUUUUAGCUCAGUUAGGAUCACCACUUGAGAAGGUGAAAUGUCAGAAUAAUAGUAGAGAAUUAUUUAUUUCAGCUUUUAUUUCUUUCAUCACAUUCCCAAUGGGUCAGAAGUAUUUGGUAGCAUUGCCUUUCAAUUGUUUAACUUCUUCCGGAUCAGUGGGACGCCAGCGUCCCAAUCGACAACUUCUGAUGAAAUUGCAAUCACAGAAAUAGUCAUAUUUAACAUUCAUGAAAAUACAAGUGUCAUACAUCAAUUAAAAGCUUAACUUCUUGUUAAUCCAGCCGCUGUGUCAGAUUUCAAAAAGGCUUUACGCCGAAAGCACACCAUGCGAUUAUGUGAGGACAGUGCCCAGCACACACAAGCAUUAAACAUUUUCCAACCAGGCAGAUGCGCCACGAAAGUCAGAAAUGACGAUAAAAUAAAUUGCUUACCUUUUUUGAAGAUUCUGUUGGCAUUCCAAAAGGCCCUAGCCACAUCUCAAAUUGUCGUUUUGUUCGGUACUGUCCUUUAUAUCCCCAAAAACUCAGUUUAGCUGGCGCACUUGAUUCAAUAAUCCACCGGUUUCCCUCCUUCAAAAUGCAUAUAAAAUGAAUCCCAAACGUUACCAAUAAACUUCUCCAAACAAGUUCAACACCGUUUAAAAUCAAACCUCGGGUACCCUAAUACAUAAAUAAAUGAAAAAAUGUAAAACUGAGAAUCGUUAUUGUCAUUACCGGAGAUUAACCGAAAAGUGUGCGCAGUCACCAGAACUCGUAAUAAACACUACAGCCAAAAUGGGAGCCACUUAGAAAAACUACAAAUUUUUCCAAAAACAAGCCUGAAACCCUUUCUGAAGACUGACAUCUAGUGGAAUCCAAUAGGAACUGAAAUCGGGGAGGUUUUCCCUUCAUAUUAAACAUGACAGCCAUAGGAAUCUAUGGUUGGUGGAAUUAUUAUUAUUUUUCUGGAUGGUUUGUCCUUGGGUUUUUGCCUUCCAUAUCAGAUAUGUUAUACUCAGACAUUAUUUUAACAGUUUUAGAAACUUUAGAGUGUUUUCUAUCCAAAUCUACCAAUUCAUAUGCAUAGCUUCAGGGCCUGAGUAACAGGCAGUUUACUUUGAGCAUGCUUGUCAUCCAGACGUCAAAAUACUGCCCCCUAGCCCAAAAAGGUUCACUUGGGUCAAACAUGUCGGGUAGCCUUCCACAAGCUUCCCAAAAUAGCCUUCCACAAGCUUCCCGAAAUAGCCUUCCACAAGCUUCCCAAAAUAAGUCGGGUGAAUUUUGGCCCAUUCCUCCUGACAGAGCUGGUGUAAUUGAGUCAGGUUUGUAGGCCUCCUUGCUCACACACGCUUUUUCAGUUCUGCCCACAAAUUUUCUAUGGUCAGGGCUUUGUGAUGGCCACUCCAAUACUUUGACUUUGUUGUCCUGAAGCCAUUUUGCCACAACUUUGAAAGUAUGCUUGGGGUCAUUGUCCAUUUGGAAGACCCAUUUGCUACCAAGCUUUAACUUCCUGACUGAUAUCUUAAGAUGUUGCUUCAGUAUUUCCACAUAAUUUUCCUUCCCUCAUGAUGCUGUCUAUUUUUGAAGUGCACCAGUCUCUCCUGCAGCAAUGUACACCCACAACAUGAUGCUGCCACACCUGUACUUCACGGUUGGGAUGGUGUUCUCUUGCUUGCAAUCCUACCCCUUUUUCCUCCAGACAUAACAAUGGUCGUUAAGGCCAAACAGUUCUAUUUUUUUUCUCCAUCAGACGAAAGGACAUUUCUCCAAAAAGUACGAUCUUUGUCCCCAUGUGCAGUUGCAAAGCAUAGUCUGUCUUUUUUAUAGUGGUUUUGGAGCAGUGGCUUCCUUGCUGAGCGGCCUUUCAGGUUAUGUCGAUAUAGGACUUGUUUUACUGUGGAUAUAGAUACUUUUGUACCCGUUUCCUACAGCAUCUUCACAAGGUCCUUUGUUGUUCUGGGAUUGAUUUGCACUUUUCGCACCGAAGCACGUUCAUCUCUAGGAGACAGAACGCUUCUCCUUUCUGAGCGGUAUGCCAGCUGCGUGGUCCCAUGGUGUUUAUACUUCUGUACUAUUGUUUGUACAGAUGAACGUGGUACCUUCAGGCGUUUGCAAACUGCUAACAAGGAUGAGCCAGACUUGUGGAGGUCUACAAUUUUUCUUUUGAGGUCUUGGCUGAUUUCUUUUGAUUUUUCCCAUGAUGUCAAGCAAAGAGGCACUGAGUUUGAAGGUAGGCCUUGAAAUACAUCCACAGGUACACCUCCAAUUGACUCAAAUUAUGUCAGAAGCUUCUAAAGCCAUUACAUUAUUUUCUGGAAUUCUCCAAACUGUUUAGUCAGUCAACUUAGUGUAUGUAAACUUCUGACCCACUGGAAUUGUGAUACAGUGAAAUAAUUGUUGGAAAAAUUACUUGUCAUUCACAAAGUAGGUGUCCUAACCGACUUGCCAAAACUAGAGUUUGUUAACAAGAAAUGUGUGGAGUGGUUGAAAAACAAGUUUUUGUCUCCAACGUAAGUGUAUGUAAACUUCUGACGUCAACUGUAGCUAGUUAGCUGUAAAAUUGCCUUAACAAACUGCACUAUCAAUUUAGGAUUCUACAAUCUCACCAUGUUCAACCUGCAGAUCGAGUUACCACACAGUGGAGUCUGACAUUUGUAAUUGCACCAUGCAAUGCACCCUGGACUGAAGAGGCAGACAAAUAGGAGAAAUGUGUUAGACCCUCUGUUAAAUUACAAACUUCUCUUUAGGAAUAUUGCAACAAUAUCAUCAAUGGCUCAUUCUAGAGAACAUUUCCCAUGUAAUAAAAUCGGCCAGUAUAUAAAUCUGACAUGUAUGAUAGACAUUUUCACCAUCUUAGAGUUGUAUUCCUAUUAACUUCCAUUGCAGUGAGAGCAUCUUACGCCAAUCUAAAGUAGGCUGGCUAGCUACAGUAGUCUUCAAGGCAAGCCCAACACUUUUCCACUGUUAGUGUUUUCAUGAGGGAGGUUUUGCCGGGGGAGUUGUUAGGCACAGGCACGGCAAACGUUCUCCUCCUGGCCUUGUCUCCUCUCCUUCUGCAUCUCCGUGCCAAGAGUAAAAUGUUCAGAAUGUGUCAGAUACAAAUAUAAUCACUAGAGCUGACUUAAAUAGCUAUUCUGCCUUCUAUGAAUAUUCUCUGACAUUGCAUCUUCCUGACUGGGCCCCUGGUCAGACGGUCACAUCACAUGCAACACACUAACUCAUUAAUUUCCUUCUGUUCCAGGGUUGCAGCCAUGCAUCUCAAGCAACACCCCAAACUGCAGAAGAAAGAGAUCUACCUGGAAUCCAAUCAAGACAGCCAGAGAGGCCUUCAUGUGAGCCAGCACGGGGUCCUGUCACAGAGGACAGUGUGGGGGGUCCGCCCAGCAGUGGCCCUGAUUGGUCCGAUAAGCAACGGGCUAGGCCAGGGUACGGCCUGCUACCCCCUCAGUGUCAUAUCCACCAACACCCUGCCGUGCUGCAGUAAUGACAACAGUGGCUCCAACCACCUCAACAACAGUAAUAAUAACCACGGUGACAGUGGACUGCAGACCUCGAGGCUGAGUGAGUCCGAGGGGGAUGUAUUCUGCAGUAGUGCCACCUGGGCCCAGAGUAAAACCUCCAAGAUCACCUCCUGCAACACCCCCCCCUCCCUGCUACUCUCCACCUGCACCACCUCUUCUACAGGCUCUGAGAACCAGGAGGCAUCCUUAAUCUCUUAUGAAGGGGAGGACAGGGAGGGACCGCUGGAAAUCUGGGCUGUCAUCAAGCCUGGCAACACCAAGGAGAAGAUCGCCAUCUUCGCCUCGCCCCAGUGCCGUGGAAGCCUGGUGAACUGUGGCGAUGGAGAGGCCGGUGAGGACUUGGUGAGCAGCAGCCAGGUGAGGACCGUGUCUGUGAAGAUGAAGAGCUGCUGGGAGGACGAGGGUGGCUCUGUGGCCAAGCGCAGGAGGAGGUCAGGGUCUCAGGGGCACCACCAGGACAGAGAUAGACAGUCAUCCGGAGCCCUGGAGACACUGAGCCCCACUGAGAACAGCCCUGUAGAGGUGACCCUCUGCCUCAGAGAGAGCCCCAGAGUGCCUGAGUGUGGGGAGGUGGUUGUACGGGUGGAUGGGGGGCAGGUGUGUAGGGUAGAGGGUGAGGAGGUGAGUGAGACUGGGACUGACAAGGCUCUCUCUGUGGUGGAGUUGGUGGCCUUCUUGGAGCAGAGAGCCAGCGACAAGCAGGUGGACUCUAAGCCUGUGUCUAUGCGGAGCUCCACAAGCAUUACCUUAACCAGGGGGCUGUCACUGACCCUGGAGCCUAAGCAGCCCAGACACCCAGACCAGAACCCCCAGGGGACCGAUGAGGCAGAAUGUGUAAAGGUGUCAGACAUGGUGGCCAAGCUGGAGUCAGAGUGCCUGAAGCACCAGAGUGUUAGAAGGGAAGGGUCCAGAUCUGGGGGAGAGCUCUCACGCAACAGCCUCACGCGUAACAACCUCUCACGCAACAACAGCCUCUCGCGCAACAACAGCCUGCGGAGGAGGGUGGGCCGGGUGCUGCUGGCAGGAGCAGAUGCCUUCUCCAUCUCAGCCCAGCCACCAUCACCUCAGUCUCCCACUGGGCCCCACCAUGGACUAGAGGAGACGACCAGGGUGCCGCACCGCCACAUUAGUCCCUCUGCUGGCUAUCCCUCUGCUGGCUAUCCCUCUGCAAACACCAGCCACACGGACAAACUAGCUCCCAGCAGCUGCCGUGAAGCUGCCCAGUUGGCUUCCAGCACCUCUGACUCAGCCUCUCCGUCUCGCAGCAUAGACUCUGGGUGUGGCGCCUCUGUCGUCAGAGAGCCAAAGGAGAGCUGUGAGGCCCAGGGCCUGGGGCAGCAGAAGAAGAACAGGGCUGUAGAGUCUGGGCAGAACCUGCACUUCCAGCUCCUGUCAGAGCAGGCCAGGUCCAGCAGUACAGAGAGCAGAAGUAAACUACAGUGUGAUGAGCCCCUCCCAGGCAUGCUGUUCUUCUCACACACUCUGCCCUCACACGUGGUACUUGAACACACACUCCCACACACAGUCAAUACUCCCACCCACACACACACCCCCCAGGAAAUGGAAUCCAGCCCUAAACCCACCAGAGACUUGGCAGAACCCUCCAAGAUUCAGCCCUGUGACCCUUCUAUCACUUCUCUACUCCCUGAACCCAUAUCACACAGUGAGAACUGGGCCAAAGAGGAGGACGAGGCGGUGGGAGAGGGGAGUGAUGCUAGCCGGUGUGAGACAGUGCCUUUCCCCCUGCGCCGCAUGGUGUGUCACGAGUUUCUGGAGAUGCGCUUUAAAAUCCAACUGCUUCUGGAACCCCAGCAGUACAUGUCCUUCCUGCCUCAUCACAUCAUCAUCAAGAUCUUCUGCCUGCUGCCCACAGAGAGCCUGGCCGCGCUCAAGUGCACCUGCCACUAUUUCAAGUUCAUCAUCGAGAGCUACGGCGUGCGCCCCGCGGACUCCCGCUGGGUGUGCGACCCCCGCUACAAAGACGAUCCCUGCAAGCAGUGUAAAAAGCGGUACGGGUGCGGCGACGUGUCCCUCUGCCGCUGGCACCACAAGCCCUACUGCCAGGCGCUGCCCUAUGGCCCCGGGUACUGGAUGUGUUGCCAUGGCUCCCACAAAGACACGCCCGGCUGCAACGUCGGUCUCCAUGACAACCGCUGGGUGCCUGCCUUCCAUAGUAUCAACAUGCCAAUCUAUAAGAAACCCAGGGACGUCUCUGAGGAGUAGUGGUACAGACAAUGGGAGGAGAACUGACUUGACUUCUGUGCGCUUUAUUUUGUCUGAGGGCUGAUGUCUGUCUCUUGCCAUAUGUGCAUUUAUUUGUGGGGAGUUUGAGGGAAAUCAUGUUGCUGGAUCUCUUCCUUUACCACUUCCCCCUCCUGACCCCUAACCUCUGACCCCUCAGGUCCUCUGAGAUUGUGAGCACUUUAACCGUGGUCAGAAUUCUCAAUCCUCAAAGGAUUCUGUCAGGGUAUUCUAUUUACUUGCUUCAAUGUUUUGGGUUGAAGCAUAAACUCUGGUUCUGAUAAGUGUGUGUUGAAGAGAAGAGCUUUAAUGAGUCUUUGUCUUCAGUGUUGAUGCUUAAUGUGUCCCUCCUUACCAUAGCUCUUUCCUUAUGCAUCAACUGACCGUUACAUUGGAAUGGAUACUUUAGUCAAGGUAAAGCCUAUCAAUGUUAUGCAGUGUAUCCCACCCACAAGUGAUUUACUCAGUGUGUGUUAUGUUGUCUAAGUGAAUACAUACAUGGCUGCAGGUCCUCGGUUUAUGCAAAAUGUGAAUCAACCCUAUUCCAUAUCCCGGUUGCUUCCCAAAUGGCACUUAAUUCCCUAUAUAAGGCACCCACAGGGCUCUGGUAGUGCACUAUAUAGAGAAUAGGGCGCCAUUUGGGUAACGGAAUCUAUAUCCCCACUCCACUAUAUCAGGCUCCGGGUCAGAGAGGCUUUGUUGUUGGUUUUGGAUCUGAUUGAAACUAGUUUGCUCUGUGUUCGGUUGUGUUUACAUUGUACAUGGUGCUAUAGAGUCUUAUAUCAAAAACAGGGAGAAUAAGCGUGACGAGCAGCACGAGUAUCUAUGACUUGACUUGAAUGCAUUUAUUAGCUUCAGUUUGGUAAAAAG